Torulaspora globosa is the source of this 3312-nucleotide messenger RNA. It is a transcript of the gene PIM1, whose product is annotated as ATP-dependent Lon protease PIM1. Gene Ontology annotation, molecular function: single-stranded DNA binding; serine-type endopeptidase activity; ATP-dependent peptidase activity. Gene Ontology annotation, biological process: mitochondrion organization; chaperone-mediated protein complex assembly; protein catabolic process. Gene Ontology annotation, cellular component: mitochondrial matrix. The record is from RefSeq and is a predicted model, not a curated record. Bases 1 to 3312 code for a protein of 1103 amino acids. NCBI's taxonomy places the organism in Eukaryota, Fungi, Ascomycota, Saccharomycetes, Saccharomycetales, Saccharomycetaceae. The transcript has a single exon.
AUGAUCACAAGCAGGACUGCAACUGCGGCUAGAAGGGUUCUUAGACGUCAGUUUGAUGUUAAGAGGGCGGCACAGUGCUUGAAAGGAUCCGAUAGGAUAAGGUAUGCUAGCACUACUCGCGCAAGUGGCGAUCGUUUUGCGAAUCGAGAUAUUCUACUGUCUGGCGAGGAACACUGGAAGAGAUACCAGCUCCAGCUUCAAAACAGGGAUCUCCAAGAUGAGUUGAAACGGCUGGAGAAGAGCUGGCUGGAGAGUAUGAUAAUAUGCGAAGACGAUCCGCUAGCGAAGAAGAAGAAGCAAGAGAAGGAGACUACGGAGAUAGACGACAAGGGCAAGAAGAGGCAAGACGAAGAGGAGGUGGAAAAAUCUGAGCACGGCGGCAGAUCCGUGGAGGAAAAUGGACGCUACUCGGCCGCUGGUGGGUCUGGCUCAUCGGAGGCGCCUCCAUCCGACGGCAACGAUGACGGCGAGGGUGGCUCUGAUGGGAAGAGCAGGAAGCGCAUAUUGCCUGAGAUUUAUCCGCAGAUGCUGGCGCUGCCAAUCUCACGACGUCCGCUGUUCCCUGGCUUUUACAAAGCGGUGGUCAUAUCUGAUGAACGUGUCAUGAAAGCUAUCAGAGAAAUGCUAGACCGCCAGCAGCCUUAUAUCGGCGCGUUCAUGCUGAAAAGCUCCAAAUCGGACUCAGACGUCAUUCAUAACAUUGAUGAAGUUCAUAACGUUGGUGUUUUCGCUCAGAUCACCAGUGCUUUCCCCAGUAAGGACGAGAAGACCGGCACGGAAACAAUGACCGCUCUUCUGUACCCCCAUAGAAGAAUAAAGAUCGAAGAAUUAGUCCCUCCUAGUGGCGGCGAAACGGAAACAAAAUCCGAAGAUAAAAUUGCUGGUGCGGCGGCAGACGGGGAGAGCCAGCUCCCUAAUGAAGAGGUGAGUGACAAAGAGAAUCCGGUCGAGGCAAAUCUUGACGUCUUACAAAAAGAUGAAAGCGCUUUGGAUAGUGUAGAAGAAGAUGAAGGAGAUUUAAACCCAACAGAAUUUUUGAAGCAGUAUGACGUGUCGCUGGUCAACGUUUACAACCUAGAGGAUGAACCUUUCGACAGAAAAUCUCCAGUUAUCAACGCUUUAACGUCAGAAAUCUUGAAAGUGUUCAAGGAUAUUUCACAGUUGAACACAAUGUUCAGAGAACAGAUUGCGACGUUCUCUGCUUCCAUUCAAUCUGCUACCACUAAUAUUUUUGAAGAGCCGGCUAGAUUGGCUGAUUUCGCUGCCGCGGUUUCUGCUGGUGAAGAGGCGGAACUUCAGGAUAUUCUGGAAUCUCUGAACAUCGAACAACGUCUAGAGAAAUCCCUGCUUGUUUUGAAGAAAGAACUGAUGAAUGCUGAGCUGCAGAAUAAGAUCUCUAAAGAUGUAGAAACAAAGAUUCAAAAGAGACAAAGGGAGUAUUACUUGAUGGAGCAGUUGAAAGGCAUUAAGAGAGAGCUGGGUAUCGACGAUGGGCGGGACAAAAUGAUCGAAUCCUUCAGGCAAAGAAUAGAGAAAUUGCAGCUGCCUGAGGGUGUGCAAAGCGUAUUUGACGAGGAGGUCAACAAGCUGGCUACGCUUGAAACUUCCAUGUCUGAGUUUGGUGUGAUCAGGAAUUACUUGGAUUGGAUUACUUCGCUGCCAUGGGGCAUCACCUCCAAGGAGCAGUAUUCUAUUCCCAGAGCUAAGAAGAUUUUAGACGAGGAUCAUUACGGUAUGAAAGAUGUCAAGGAUCGGAUUCUGGAGUUCAUUGCUGUUGGUAAGUUACUCGGUAAGGUGGAUGGUAAAAUCUUGUGCUUUGUUGGUCCCCCAGGUGUUGGCAAGACCUCAAUUGGUAAAUCGAUUGCUCGAUCCCUGAACCGGAAGUUUUUCCGCUUCUCCGUCGGUGGUUUGACAGAUGUUGCUGAAAUUAAAGGCCACAGAAGAACCUACGUCGGCGCACUACCUGGUAGAGUCAUUCAGGCAUUGAAAAAAUGUCAAACUCAAAACCCAUUGAUUCUAAUUGACGAAAUCGAUAAGAUUGGUCAUGCUGGUAUUCAUGGCGAUCCUUCUGCUGCCCUGUUGGAAGUUCUAGACCCCGAACAGAACAAUAACUUCUUGGACAACUAUCUCGACAUCCCUAUCGACCUUUCCAAGGUUCUCUUUGUUUGUACGGCAAACACUCUGGAUACCAUACCUCGUCCGCUACUGGAUCGUAUGGAAGUGAUCGAGCUUACUGGUUACGUUGCUGAAGAGAAGGUGAAAAUAGCAGAGCAAUACUUGGCUCCAAGUGCAAAAGCUACCGCUGGCCUGCAGAACACCAAUGUCGAGCUCACUGAGGACGCUAUCAAAGUGCUUAUGAAAAGAUAUUGCCGGGAAAGUGGUGUUAGAAAUUUGAAGAAGCAUAUUGAGAAGAUUUACCGUAAGGCUGCAUUAAAUGUCGUUAGGCAAUUAAGCAUAGAUGAUACGCCUCGUCCCGAUGAGGUGACCGAAAAAGGAGUCAAGGUGAAAGAGCCUGAGCAGAUCGAUGGGAAGGCAACCAAGAUUCAAGUUGAAAAGACAAAUGACAGUGAGGAGGCAUUGAAGGUUCCUGAUAACGUUAAAGUUGAGAUCACCCCCGCUAACCUUAAGGACUACGUCGGGCCUCCUGUGUACACCACUGACCGGCUCUACGAGACCACUCCUCCAGGUGUAGCCAUGGGAUUGGCAUGGACGAACAUGGGAGGCUGCUCGCUGUACGUAGAGGCCGUUUUAGAGCAACCACUGCAUGACUGCAAGCACCCAUCUUUUGAGCGCACGGGACAACUGGGUGACGUGAUGAAAGAAUCGUCUCGUCUGGCAUAUUCGUUCUCUAAGAUGUACCUAUCCAAAAAGUUCCCUGAAAAUAGGUUUUUCGAGAGGGCUGCUAUCCAUUUACACUGCCCGGAGGGUGCCACGCCGAAGGAUGGCCCUUCCGCAGGUGUCACGAUGGCCACCUCUCUGCUAUCGCUAGCAUUGGACAAAUCAGUGAACCCCUCUGUUGCCAUGACAGGCGAACUGACUCUAACAGGCAAAGUCCUACGUAUUGGUGGUCUAAGGGAAAAAGCAGUCGCCGCAAAAAGAUCAGGUGCCAAGACCAUUAUAUUCCCCAAGGACAAUUUGAGUGACUGGGAAGAAUUGCCAGAUCAUGUCCGAGAAGGCUUAGAUCAUCUGGCUGCUGAUUGGUAUGAAGAAAUUUUCCAGAAACUCUUCUCAGACGUUUCUUCCUCAGAGGGGAACCAAGUCUGGAGAGAGGAGUUCCAAAAGAUCGAUGCCAAAAAGGAGAAGAAUGACUAG